This is a messenger RNA of Chaetura pelagica (chimney swift), 1496 nucleotides long. Its product is annotated as caspase-8-like. Bases 1 to 1452 code for a protein of 483 amino acids. Lineage: Eukaryota; Metazoa; Chordata; Aves; Apodiformes; Apodidae. Gene Ontology annotation, molecular function: cysteine-type endopeptidase activity; protein binding. The transcript has 8 exons. Gene Ontology annotation, biological process: regulation of apoptotic process; proteolysis. The record is from RefSeq and is a predicted model, not a curated record.
AUGGAGCUGCCCAGGUCAGAGCUGCUGGUAAUCAGCGAGGAGCUAGACGAGGGCGAGCUGGCGGCUCUGAAGUUCCUCAGCCUGGAGCAUGUCCCCAUGAGGAGGCUGGAAGCCAUCCAGAAGGCACAGGACUUCGUCGAUGUGUUACAGGAGAAAGGUAUGAUCGAGGCGGGGAACCUGGACUUCCUGAAGGAGCUGCUCUACCGUAUCGGUCGGAUGGACCUUCUGGAAGCCCAGCUGGGCUCCAGCCGAGAGGAGAUGGAGGAGGAGCUGCAGGUUCCAGGCCGGGCACGGGUGGCGGCCUACAGAUACCUGCUCUUUCAGCUGUCAGAAGACAUGAACAAUGAUGAGCUGAAUUAUUUCAAGUUUCUUUUGGGGACAGAAUUACCAAAAUGCAAGUUAAACCCUAAGACUACGAUGCUCGACGUUUUCAUUGAUAUGGAGAAGAAGGGGAUUUUGGGAGAAGGCAACCUAAAUAUCCUGAAGCAUCUCUGUGCAGAAAUUAACUUCAGCCUGUUGAAGAGAAUUGAAGAGUAUGAAUUAAACCUAUUUGGUAAAGAAGGGAUAGUCAUCACAGAGGAACAGAGUGGCAGUACAGGAGACCCUGAAGCCCGUACCAGAUGGCUGGCAUCACCUGUGUCACCUGACUUUCCUGGCAGUUGCAGUGCAUCUUCCCAGCUUGAAGCUUACAAAAUGACUAGCCAGCCCCGUGGCGUGUGCUUGAUCCUGAAUAAUCACAAUUUUGCCAAAGCCAGGAAAACAGUGCUGGAACUCAAAAACAUGAAGGAUCGGAAUGGGACAGAUGUGGAUGCAGAGGCUCUAAGAAGAGUCUUCAGCAAUCUCCAUUUUGAAAUAGCAGAAUAUAGAGACCUUACUGCAGAGCAAAUCCGUGAGACCGUGGACAUUUACCGGUGCAAAGACCAUAAGGACAAAGACUGUUUUGUUUGCUGUAUCCUGUCUCAUGGGAAAAAAGGCGUUAUAUAUGGUGUUGAUGGACAGGAAGUGCCUAUCCAGGAACUGACCACUUGUUUCACUGGACAGAAUUGCCGCUCACUUGCUGGAAAACCAAAAGUCUUUUUUGUUCAGGCCUGCCAAGGUGAUGCUUGCCAGAAGGGUGUGAUCAUUGAAACAGAUUCUGGAGAUCAAGAUUCUUCUUUAGAAACAGAUGCAAGAUUUCAGCUCGACUGCAUCCCUGCAGAGGCAGACUUCCUCUUGGGCAUGGCUACCUUGCAAGAUUACGUGUCCUACAGAAGCCCGAGACAGGGGACCUGGUACAUACAGGCAUUGUGUAAGCAGCUGGAGUACAGCUGUCCUCGUGGAGAAGAUAUUCUUACCAUUCUGACAGCAGUGAAUCAAGAGGUGAGCAGAAAGAGUUGCAAUCCAAAUGCAGAGAAGCAGAUGCCACAGCCCAGUUUCACACUAAGGAAGAAGCUCAUCUUUCCAGUCAACUAAAUGGCUGGGAACUGCAUGGCAGAGGGAGCUGCGGUAGCCUGAAA